AUGGCGGAGGACACUACCACCUACGCACCAAAGUCGCCGGACCUCUCUUCUUUCUAUUCGGCAGCACCCGCCCCGCCCACGCCUCCACUGCACAAUCUGCAGCACAACCAGCAACACUUGAACAAGCUGCAAACCGCUGCACCGCCGGUAUAUGAAUACUCCUCCCCCUCGUCGCGCGCCUACCAUCCUCACCAGUCGUCUUCAACUCCUGUACACAUCAAACAGGAGCCGCCCCACUACCCGCCUUCAGUGGCAAUAAAGUCCGAAUCAGUCUUCCCUUCCUAUCAGCCACCACUGCAAACCCACCAGCAUCAGCAGCAACAGCACCAACCACAGUACCUGUCCCCUCAGUACCACCAGUCGCCGCCACAACAGCACCAGCAGCACCCAUCUACGCAACAUCCACAAAGUGCAUAUGGGAUUCAGCCCGCCGUCAAGUAUCAAGAACAGCAACCGCAUCAGCCCCCAACACCACAAAGCCAGGGGUUUCUAGACCAGAAAACAUACGGCGCAACGCCUCAGCUUUACGAUAUCCCGUAUAAUCCGGACUCACAGCACCUUCCGCAAACACCGGGUUCAGCAACAAUGCCUCCCAGGAAGAACACCCAGUCGGCUCCCUCGCCGCCCCCAAUUGAUCCCUCACCAGUUCGCACCAAGUUCCCCACCGCGAGGAUAAAGCGCAUCAUGCAAGCCGACGAGGAGGUUGGCAAGGUUGCCCAGCAGACGCCCAUUGCUGUCGGUAAGGCUUUGGAGAUGUUCAUGAUUGCUGUCGUCAGCCGAAGCGCCGAGAUCGCGCGGGAGAAGAACUCGAAGCGAGUUACGGCUCAGAUGCUCAAACAAGUCAUCGAGACAGAUGGCCAGUACGACUUCUUGGCCGACAUUGCCGCCAAGGUCGGCGACGAGGAGAAGCGGGGCAGCCGCUCCAAGGCCGAGUCGGAGAGUGAGGAAGAGUUGGAGGUCGAGACGAAGAAGAAGGGCAAAGGCGGCCGUAAGAAGAAGGCCGCGUGA
Molecule: messenger RNA, 1008 nt
Organism: Colletotrichum spaethianum
Lineage: Eukaryota; Fungi; Ascomycota; Sordariomycetes; Glomerellales; Glomerellaceae
Product: DNA polymerase epsilon subunit C
Exons: 1
Coding region: 1-1008 (335 amino acids)
Biological process (GO): negative regulation of transcription by RNA polymerase II; positive regulation of transcription by RNA polymerase II; transcription by RNA polymerase II
Cellular component (GO): nucleus; negative cofactor 2 complex
Molecular function (GO): transcription corepressor activity; transcription coactivator activity; protein heterodimerization activity
Source: RefSeq, a predicted model, not a curated record